CUCCGAAUUCAUGACCUGCCCCGAAGUUAUUCUCUUCCAUAGUUCCGCUAAGAGAGUUCCAGGAAUGAAAUCCCUUCUGAAUGCGACCCUUCCUCAGCCCAUAUCCCUCUGUAUCCGAUUCCAAAAAGCCAUCGUUGCCCGAAGAAGAGGCUUCCAUACUAUCAGCACAUUUCAUAACCCUAGCCUUUUCAUUCAACCUGUGAAGCCCCCCAGACUUUCAGUUUCUCUGUUUGGGGUUUCAGCUGUUUCGGAAUGUGAGAAAGGUCGGAGCUUUCGAACAGCGGCGUCGUUGACGAAACAAGGGGAGAUUCAUGUGAUUCUAGGACCAAUGUUUGCUGGGAAAACCACCACUCUUCUCCAAAGAAUCAAGGCUGAGAGCGUUAAUGGCAGAAGCAUAGCAAUUAUAAAAUCAGACAAGGAUAAUAGAUACGGAAUGGACUCUGUGGUGACACAUAAUGGGGAAAGAAUGCCGUGCUGGCCUUUGGCAAGUCUAUCAUCCUUCAAACAAACAAUUGGUUCCAGAGCGUAUGAUAAGUUGGAGGUGAUUGGCAUUGAUGAGGCUCAAUUUUUUAAGGAUCUAUAUGAGUUCUGCAGCAAAGCUGCUGAUCAUGAUGGCAAAACUGUGAUUGUUUCAGGUUUGGAUGGGGACUACCUGAGAAGGAGAUUUGGUUCGGUGCUCGACAUAAUCCCCAUUGCUGAUACAGUGACCAAGUUAACUGCUCGGUGCGGGCUUUGUGGGGACCACGCACACUUUACCCUUAGAAAGACUGAUGAAACCAAAACAGAACUAAUAGCAGGUGCGGAUGUGUAUAUGCCAGUGUGCAGGAAGCACUAUGUGAGUGGCCAAGUGCUUAAAGAAGCCACUAGAGACUGUGUCCUGGAAGCUCAGGAGGUUGAAUGCAUCCCUUUUUGUGACACUGCUGCCGUUGUGGUAUGAUAUGUAACUCGUCCCCUGCCAGCUCGGGUGUGUGCCCAUGUCCGACAUAUAUUCCACUUGUAGUAUAUGGUAUAAUUAUCAAUUCACUGCACUGGGAUGCUUAGGGCUGACCAUGUUUAUGGCAUAACCACCUGAGAUUCACAAUGAGAUUAGUUAAUGAUCUUUAAUCUGUGUGGAUGAGUGGAUCAAUGGUGCUUGUUUUGCGCUGCUUGCCUGAUUUGGUGUUGACCCCAUAUAGCUGCUUGUUGGAUUGCAAACAUCUGGCCUGAACUCCGUGACUGUUUUGGAGACGAGCAGUUGCUGAUUGUUAUUAUGUUGCUGAGUAUAUCGCAGCAGAAAAUUUUUCUAACGUAGACAAUGCUUUGUAGAAGAUUAAGUAAUGAAUGAACUAUUGGGUUUACUUUUAUGUGAUUAGCAUUCACUAUCAUAUUAAUGUGCAGAGCGUUCCUUCUUUCUUA
This is a messenger RNA of Cuscuta epithymum, 1395 nucleotides long. The record is from the annotation of a GenBank genome assembly. Lineage: Eukaryota; Viridiplantae; Streptophyta; Magnoliopsida; Solanales; Convolvulaceae.